ACACAUGGUGGCAUGUCACUUCUUUGUGCGUGACAUUUGUCGAAAGGAGGCUGGACGUCGGGUAUGUGAGAGAGGGAUUGGGUUUCAGGGUGCAGGGAUGGUGGAAUGAAUCAUUUGGGGAAUUUGCGUGGGUGUUGUUGGGGAGGAGGUCUUUACUUCUCGGAGCGGGCGUUCUGGCCGGAAAGCUGUUCCAGGCAGUUGGUGGCACAGUGGUUGAGCGGCGCGUGGUGAUAAAGCACAAGGAGGCCCGAGACCCGGCUGACUGGGAGAGGAGAUAAAACAUGGGGGUAUACAAUGAACAAGGGGCGGCGCUGGAGGAGCCAGAGUCUCGUCACAUGACGAUGACAAAGAGCAACGGGGGGCCUCCCCCCCGCCGGAGCGGCGGGCCCACCCUCCUCGCCCUCCGCAGGCAGCUCGGCAAACUUCCCCCCAAAGACGACACGAUGUUCAUGGUCGGGGGAUGGACCCCAGACGACCCGUCCUGUCUGGUGGAGCAGUUCUGUCCCGAGUACAAUGAGUGGAGAGCGGCACCUCGCAUGGUCAACAGCCGCGGAAAAGUGGCUGUGGGGACCCUGGAAGGCCAGAUCUACACGGUGGGAGGGGAAGACGCUGUCAGGUGCUACAGCAGUGUGGAGAGAUACACCCCCGACACAGACAGCUGGAGUGCAGAUGUAGCCCCCUUGAGCAGCCCCCGCAGCGGCGUGUGUCUGGUGGCGAUGGACGGCUACCUGUACGCCAUCGGAGGACACGACGGCAUCGCCGCCGUCAACACCGUGGAGAGGUACGACCCACACGUGAACACGUGGAGCAAGCAGGCCGCCAUGCUGAGCCGGCGCUCCGGGGCGGUGGCGGCCGUGCUGGGGGGCCACCUGUACGUGGUCGGGGGGAACGACGGCGAGUUGGCUCUGAACUCCGUGGAGCGAUACAGCCCCGUCGACGGCACCUGGUCGCGAUGCGCCCACAUGCUGAGUCCCCGGGAGAACGCCGGCUGCGCCGUGUACCUGGGCCACAUCUACGUGGCCGGGGGCAGAGACGAGCUCGGCCUGAAGCUCUGCGGCGCCGAGAGGUUUGACCCCGGCGCCAUGAGGUGGACCCCCGUCAAACGCAUGAGGAGCAAGAGGGACGACAUGUCCCUGGUGGUGUUCAACGGGGCCCUGAUGGCGGUUGGAGGCUCUGAUGGAGUCACCAGUCUGAAAACACUGGAAGUGUACUGCCAUGAAACCAACAGCUGGAGACACUUUGGCAGCAUGAGGAGCAAGCACCCGGGCGGCAGGGUGGCUGUGCUGCGCUGAGACGACGCCUCGCCAUACGUGAAGAGGACGGAGGUGAAGGAGGUGACGGAGAGGAGAAGCCCAACCGCACCCCGUGAGGUGGUUUUGAAUAAGGGGUCACUCCAAAGGUUAAAGGAUGGCAGCUGAUGUCACAGGAGCAUCACAUUAAAGAACAUUCGUGGUUACAGUGAAAGUUACGGGUCGUUUUGAUGCCUCUAAAACAGUGCUUUUAGAGAGAUGAAUCAGCAGUGAAUAUAUUACUUUUUAUAUUUAUUUAUUUCCCCUCCCAAACAGAUAUCAGCAUAAUAAUAGCCAGAAUAGCUCUAUUAUAUUAUUAUUAGAGAGGAGACAAAAACAGCGCUGUUUAUGACAGAGUGACCGGUGUUUCACUCUGUGAUUAUAUAUAUAUAUAUAUACAGACAAAUAAUAAUAUAUACACACUGUGUUGUGAUGUUUUAUUGAUAAGAGCAUAACAGGUGUUAGAGCGAUUGAGGGAAACGUGGAUGUAACGUACAGGAUUUGGAGGUGAAAAAAAACACUAUCUUUUGAAUAUUGAGUAUUUUGCUUUCAAUGAUGUAUUGAAGGUGAGAAAUGCAGGUGGCUGUUGGAAGUGGAGAAAGUGCACUGGAUGUUUUCAAAGUAAUAUCUUUAAAUGAUGUAAUGAUGUGAGUAAUGACAUACAAAAUAAAAAAAUGUCAUGUUGUGAUCCUCUG
Pseudoliparis swirei is the source of this 1984-nucleotide messenger RNA. RefSeq names its product kelch-like protein 20. Bases 282 to 1292 code for a protein of 336 amino acids. The record is from RefSeq and is a predicted model, not a curated record. The transcript is spliced from 8 exons. NCBI's taxonomy places the organism in Eukaryota, Metazoa, Chordata, Actinopteri, Perciformes, Liparidae. Gene Ontology annotation, molecular function: protein binding.